Parasteatoda tepidariorum (common house spider) is the source of this 1701-nucleotide messenger RNA. RefSeq lists its product as uncharacterized. Gene Ontology annotation, biological process: regulation of DNA-templated transcription. Gene Ontology annotation, molecular function: DNA-binding transcription factor activity. NCBI's taxonomy places the organism in Eukaryota, Metazoa, Arthropoda, Arachnida, Araneae, Theridiidae. The record is from RefSeq and is a predicted model, not a curated record.
UUGAUAAUACUCUCAACUACAGUGCGCAACUUUUUUUACACCUUUGCAUUUUCUCUUCAAUGCGCGCGUCUACUUUUUUUGAUAAGAUAAAAUCAUGACAUCAUCAGCUUAAUUUUUGAUUGGUUAAAAAUGACGUCACCGUAAAACUUAUAAAUAGAACGUAAAUUUUAUGAUAAUCAGUUUCAAUCUGUGAAUCAGUUCAAUAAGUUAUAAUCUGCGAGAUUUUCAGUGAACUAGUGAUCUUCAGUUUCUAUUAAAUUCAUCUUUUUAAAACUUAAUUGGGUGGAAGUCAUCUGAUUAAAUCGUUUUCUUUAACAGGUGAAAGUAGAUAUUUUUGCUAUCUAGUGCAGGUGUGUAAGGACCAUAUUAUUUUUUGAAGAAGAGUUUGAAAAUCAGUGCUUGCAAUGUCUUACAACUGUGUGUCAAUGUGCGGAGAAGAUAAGCAGCAGUUUACAAGGAGUCAGAUGUCCACCCUUUGGGGUGGACACCACAAGUGUUUCAGCAGAAACAAAUGCGCUGUCAAGCAUGUUUUCAAUAGAAGAUAUACUCAGCCAGGGUGAUAAAGAUUUAGAGUUUGGAAAUUUCUCGGAUCAUUUGGGUGAUCAGUGUUUUCUAAGUCAAGAAUUUAUGGACUUCAAAUUUCUUGAUUCUUUUACUGAGAUAAGUGAUUCAACUGUUAAUAACACAAGCAUGAAUUUAGAUCUGAAGGGAGAUGUGAUGGCAGAAAAGGCCAUGGAUGUUUCUUUAUUAAAUAUGAACACUGCUAUUCCUGACAGUGAAUUGUCUCAAUAUUUAAAUAAUACCACUAUUCAAGGUGAUCUGAUUUUUAUGGAAGCUGAUAUCCUUGGCAAAGAGCUCUCAUACGAUUUGGGAACUUUCGUUGAUAGUGCACAACUUCCGAAGAAUGACAGUUUUGAGGUUUCUGGAACUUCAGAGGUUUCUUCGACAACAAACACAUUGUUUGAUUUGCUGGACGAAAGAAAUUCUCUGGACGAUGAUCUACUUCAAGAGUCUGGAGGGAGUGAAAUCGGAGAGAGUGUUGCCGGGAGGAAAUAUCUAGAAAUGAGAAAAAAGAACAAUAUUGCCUCACAAAAAUCUAGGAAAACGCGCAAGCAGAUAAACUCUAAGAUGGUUGAAAGGCUUAAAGAGCUUGAAAAAGAAAACAAAGAGUUAUCAUCACUCGCAGAAGAACUAGAAAAAGAAAGAAAUACUCUGCAAGAAUUGUUAAUGAGUGUUAUUGCUAAAAAAUCUUGACUGUUUUGUUAAUAACUUUGUAAUGUGAUCCUUCCUAUUGUUGAUCUAGGUACAAAAUAAGAGUAACUGUACCAGUUAUGCACAAGAUGUAGUGUUGCAAAAGAACCUCAAAUAUAGUGGUAGAGAAGAAAAAAAAAUUUAACAUGUUUUUAAGUUAUUUAGGUUCAAAAUAAGAGUAGCUGUACUAGUAAUUCACAAAAUUUAGUGUUGCAAAAAUAAAAAACAUGUAGUGGUAGAGGAGAAAGAAUUAUUCUUAAACAUGCUUUAGUGUUAUUUAGGCUAAUUGUACUUGGUGUUCCCAGUUUCUCAGGGUUAAAUCCAUGGGUGCAAGUCUUCUGUCCCCAGGACUGAUUUCCGUCUUUCGAAAAUGUCCGCAGACGGAAACAAGACUGACUCGAAGAUGGAAAUCGGAAUUUUUUUUUUUUGUCCUUAAAAAUAUUUUUAGGU